Messenger RNA from Prunus armeniaca (apricot), 1128 nucleotides. The record is from the annotation of a GenBank genome assembly. Lineage: Eukaryota; Viridiplantae; Streptophyta; Magnoliopsida; Rosales; Rosaceae.
AUGCCAGAACGUGGGGAAAUUCAGGCUGGACAAAGGGGAGGAGCCCUUCCUGUCCAAGAGCAUGAGGCCCCAGCUCGGCCAGAAGGCCCUGCACCAGUUCAGAUGCAACAGAACCAACCAGAACCUCACCCUAUUCCACAGGAUCAACCUUUGGCACUUCUGCCUGAGCCACCAGCAAUGUUGCCUUAUAGACCCAGAAGGACGGAUCCCAAUCCAUUCCCUCCACCUGAAAGAGGCAGAAGAGGCGGAAGGGGUAAUAACCUUUUUGCCAACAAUGAUAGGAACAGGCUGGGGGCAAACUGGAGGAAUAAUCCAGAUCUGGAAGAACAGGAAGAACACAGGGAGGAAGUUCUGCCCAGGCCAUACAGAGCGGAGCCCAGGAUUGAUCACGCCCAGCCAGAACAGGGGCGAAAUCACCACCCUGUCAAUGCUCUGAAUGACGUGGGGGCAUUACAAAGGAUGAUCAGAGAGAUGAUGGAGCCUGAAGCCAGAAGAGGAGAAAGGCCCACCUAUAGGAAGCCAUAUCCGGCUUAUAUCGAUCAAAUACUUCUAUCCCCGGGUUUUAAGGUGUCAAACUUCACCUUAUUCAACGGAGAGGAUCCCCAUGCUUCAUCAAUUGAGAAUAUAGGUAGGUUCUUUGUCCAGUGCAUAGCCAUAGAGAACAAUCCUCUUUUGAAGUUGAGGCUUUUCGGGAAUUCUCUGUUUGGACAAGCUUUUACUUGGUACACCAACCUGCCAGCUAAUUCUGUUCAAACCUGGGAGCAGAUGGAAAGUGUUUUCCACGACUAUUAUUACAGGAUUCAGCCAGAAGUCACCAUCAGUGACCUUGCUGCCCUCAAACAGAGUGAAGAUGAACCUGCUCAAGACUUCAUAACCAGGUUCAGGAAGCUCAAAAUGAAGUGCCGAAUCCCUAUGGAAGAAAGACACUUCAUCCAGAUGGCUAAAGCUGCCCUCAAGAUCUCUCUAAGAAAAAAAUUUGAUGGGAUGCUGUUUGGAGACCUGGCAGAACUGGCAGAUAAAGCAUCCAAGUAUGAGGAAUUGCUUAGGGAAGAACAGCAGAAGAUGAACUCAUCCAAAGGCACGUAUUACAAGUCACCUUCCUCUUCAAUACAUCUGGUUCAGGUAUAA